UAACUACGAAAAACCUCGCUUCAAAAUCGUACAUAUUGGUGAAGGGUGACGUGAAAUUACCGCAAAAUGUCGAUUAGUUCGAAGCUUAAAGCGUACUUAGUUUUGCUAGUUUACAUCGGAGCUCUACAGUUGGUAUUUUAUUGGUCUAUUUUACCUGAGAAAACCAACAGGCAGAUACUCAUCGAACACAAGGAACUAUUGGAGUAUCCAUGCUGCAUUUCAAAUUCCACCAACGAAAGGCAAACAAACGUGGUUUUCUUCAAACCAAACACCAUCGGAGGAUCGAUCAUACUGAAUAUUUUAUUGAGAUUCAGCUUAAAGCAUUAUAUAAGUGUACUGAUACCUGAAAAAGUCAACGACUCUACUCUAAUUCCUACUCGAGGCACUGAAACCCUCGACAACAAAUACAAUGUUAUACUCUUGUUCGAUAAAUUCACUCCAGACGUGCAUAACUUCGCGUAUCCGGAUACUUUUACCAUCACAAUACUUGAAAACCCCAUAUCCAUAUUUCAGAAUUUAUACAACGAGUUUAAAGUGACCUAUCCAAUUCGUAACUUUGAUAGUUUCCUGUCCAAAUUCGUCAACAGCAUUAACGGGUCAACGCUAAAUCCGAUCAGUACUCGAUUAGGAUUGCAGAGACAAUAUCAUCAGAAUUUGACUAAAAUACGAAGCUUUAUCAGCGAAAUCGAUGAAAAAUUUGAUCUGGUUAUGAUAAACGAGUUUCUCGGACCAUCGUUGAUAUUUUUGACUAAUUUAAUGGGAUGGCCCUUGGAAUACGCAUCCAACAUGUAUUCCUAUAGUAUAAGACCUGCCAAGACUUAUAAUUUAACUCGCAGCAAUCAAAUUGAGGUAGCUAAGUUGAAUUUGGCUGAUAUGAUGUUAUACGAACACUUUUACAAGAAAUUGGAGAAUUGCGCACUGCAGUAUGGAGUUGAACAGUUGAUCGAAGAGAUGAAGAUAUUGGGCGAAUACAACGAACUUCUCAAGAAGGCUUGUCUGAGCCAGGCCGAGGAGCAAGAACAAGAAUACGACUACGAUCAAGAUGCAUUCGCAGAAUGCGUUGGGUUCUUGGAAACCGAAGAUGAGUUCAUUCAACGAGUCAAACAAGAACAGGUUCAAAGAAUGAUCAGCGAAAGAUCGUCGGAUUAUUUCAUGAUUUAUUGAUAAAUUGAGAUCAUGAUGAAAAAAGUCGAGAAUUUGAGACGUUGACGUGACUGUUUUUUGUGAUAAUUCUAUUUUAAAGUGGAUGUAAAAACUGUCAGUACCUAAUUUGGUGUUAUUUGAAACCUA
Planococcus citri (citrus mealybug) is the source of this 1290-nucleotide messenger RNA. RefSeq names its product galactose-3-O-sulfotransferase 2-like. Gene Ontology annotation, biological process: glycolipid biosynthetic process. The record is from RefSeq and is a predicted model, not a curated record. The transcript has 2 exons. The coding region runs from base 67 to 1164 and encodes 365 amino acids. NCBI's taxonomy places the organism in Eukaryota, Metazoa, Arthropoda, Insecta, Hemiptera, Pseudococcidae. Gene Ontology annotation, cellular component: membrane. Gene Ontology annotation, molecular function: galactosylceramide sulfotransferase activity.